Molecule: messenger RNA, 1957 nt
Organism: Asterias rubens (European starfish)
Lineage: Eukaryota; Metazoa; Echinodermata; Asteroidea; Forcipulatida; Asteriidae
Product: cytoskeleton-associated protein 2-like
Exons: 8
Coding region: 126-1940 (604 amino acids)
Biological process (GO): negative regulation of microtubule depolymerization
Cellular component (GO): microtubule cytoskeleton
Source: RefSeq, a predicted model, not a curated record
AACACAAACAGAAAUAAUCCACCAAAUUCAGACGUAGAAAAACAACUGGGAAAGUCAACUGAAAUAUGUGAGCAUUUUACGGCGUGAAAUAUCACAAAAGAAAACACAGUGACAGCCCCAGCAAGAUGGACAAUGGUACUAAUAUUAUGCAGGAGAAGCUUGCAAAAUGGAAAUCAGAGAGAGCUGAAAAAACUUCAAGAUCUGUCAAAAUGCAACAACCACAAUCUCAAAUAAAUGGUUCAAGUAAAGAACCAUUGAAAGAGAGACAUUCCCAGUCUGUCUCUCAAAUUAUUGGCCCAAGGAGAGAGAAAACUUUUGUGACUCCGAGUGUUAACAGACAGCAAGAUUCAUCCAAUGAAGGUUCUACACUUACUCCUGGAAGAUCCAAGGCUAUUAAAGAUGCCAGGUUGGACUCAGGAUCAUCACGACAGGAGCCAGCUAAAAGAACAACCCCAGAAAUGUCAAUGAGGGAAAAACUGGAACUUUGGAGAUUGAAAAAACAACAGUCCGCAAGUGCAAAGAAAGUGCCCAAGUCCUCAAGUGUGUUGCAAUCUGCAGUGAAAAGAGAUGCUUCUUCCAGCAAGAAAGCGCAUAUCACACCUUCAGCAAAGACUAUACAACCUAGUAGGCAUUGGAACUGCACCAACCUUGCUCUCAGCUCCAGCAAGCCAUCAUUUCCUACACCAAAAAAACACUUGUUCAAAACACCGACGUCGUCUCUCAAAAGCAGAGUUAAUAGAAGAGACACACUUGGAUCCAAGUCACACGAUGGUCAACCAGGACAAGGUCGUGGUUGUGGGUUUGAGAAUGAUGGCACAUCAAUUCCAUCUAGUGUGGCAAACAGGAAGAGGCAUGCUACGUGUGAGUCAAUCGGUACUACAGAAGGAUCUGAGUCUAAGAAUCGGAAGACUGUGAGCUUUAUCAGAACAACACCUCCUUCAAGAUGUAGCCCAAGGUUGCAGAAACCAGGAUCAACCAAGAAAGAUGUAGAACCUCAAGGUGAUGGUUUAUCAACACCCAAACAGCCAUGGCAAGACAGGAGUGUGGAUAUGAGACACAGAUUAGAGAGUUGGUUAGCAGCUAAAGGAAAAACUCCAUCGAGGUACAGCCACGUUCUUAACUUUAAGAAGACACCUGCUGAUGUAAGGAGACGUAAGAUAGCCAAUCAACGAGCAGCUAAAUCAAGCAAGAGAGGUACCCCUUCACUGUGGCAGUUAGAUACUGAACCAUCAGAGUCCAACCAGGAUGAAGUCACAACAGCUUUAAAUGCAACAAUGGAGGAGUGUAUUUUACUUCUACAGUCAGAUUGUCCAACAGAAUAUGUAUCAGAAUGGCUGAAUAGCGUAGUAGACAAGGUCCCAACCAUUCACAGAUGUGCCAAGUACUGGCUGUGCAGAAUCACAAUAGCACAACAAGAAGAGAAAAAUGCAAAUGAGAUCAUCAAUAUUUAUGAGAGGGCGGUGGAGGAAGAGGCACAGCCAAUACAAGACGUGAAGAACUCUCUACAGCAGUAUGUCAUCAAGCUUUUAAAUCCUGUCAUCCCGGCUCAUCAUCAAGACCAGUCUGGUGCCUCUCCAGAACAACCAUUGUUAUCUACUGAUGAAGUAGUGACACCAGAGGCACGCCCUGUUCGAUCGGAGCAACUGCUACAAUCGUCUGUUUUGAAGUACUGCUUGACUGAAUCAACACCUUUGUUUGAUAGAAUCAGGAAGGCUAUUGGAGAACACCUACCAGCCACAACCCCUCGGCUGAAGUUAGUAACACCAGUCCGACGAUCAAUCCGUCUUGAUCAGCGACGCUCUGUCAUACCCUCCAGUCUCUUAGAUCAUGACGUUUGUCUUGCAUCAUUAGAUGAGCUUCAAGAAAGUGGUCAUCAGGAAUUCAUCUUGAGACCUAACUGCGCCCUGGAGGCAGAGUUCUUAGAUGAGGAGAAUGUUUAAGUUCUUCAUCUUCUCAU